UACAUUUUUCUACAUACUCUUUGUGAAAAACCGUCGGGGACACGUCAUGUCGUAAAAAGCAUAGUGAUUACAUACUCUUUGGUAAAAAGAUACAAUUCUCAAUUCCGUCAAGCAAAUUCAGAUCGAAUCAUGGACGUUCUAUGAUCGAAGGUUCCGAUGACCAAUCAGUUCUAGAAAGAUUUUUGGAGUUUUCAUAGUUAUUUUUAGUUGGAUUUUCCUAUACGAAAUACUAGACACAUUUAUCAAGAAAAUUAUAUUUAAAACCGAUUUCGCAGCGAACUCGAGGCACCAUGAGGCUGUUCUGCAGAAUACUGUUCCUGAUAUUCAUUCUUCACUGCGCAUACGCACCACCUGUUUCUCCGGAUAAGAAAGACCAGGACAGUGAGGUGGUAGAUGAUCUGGCGGAGUACACAGAGUAUCACAGAUACUUGAAGGAGGUGGUUCAGGCGCUGGAGAGCGACCCCGACUUCCGCGAGCGGCUCGAGAAAGCUGAUGAAGAGGAUGUGAGGUCGGGCAAGAUUGCAGAACAACUGGACUUCGUGCACCACAACGUGCGGAGUAGGUUAGACGAGAUCAAACGGCGCGAGUUGGAGCGUUUGCGACAUCUGGCUACAAAGCACUACGAGCUGACUAAUGACCUCAGCUUCGAUGGAAAAGUGCCUUCCAAUGAACAUUUAGACCACCACAAUCCACACACAUUUGAGAUUGAUGAUCUGAAGAAACUCAUCCAGAAAACUACUGCAGACUUGGAGGCAGCUGACAAGAAACGCAGGGAAAAUUUUAAGGAAUAUGAGAUGGAGAAAGAGUUUGAGAAACAUCAGAAGUUGGAGAAGUUGGACGAGACACAAAAGAAAGAGUACGAGGAGAACCUGAAGAAGGAAGACGACGCAAAAAAGCAUCAUCAGCCGCUCCACCACCCGGGUGCAAAGGACCAGUUAUUAGACGUAUGGAAGGGAAUGGAUCGAAUGGACAAUGAUUUUGACCCGAAGGUGUUUUUCAUGAUGCAUGACGUGGACGGCAAUGGUGUAUGGGACCCCGAGGAGGUUAAAGCUCUUUUUAUAAAAGAGCUGGAUAAGAUGUAUACACCGGGAGGGCCUAACAAGGACAUGCACGAGCGGGCUGAAGAGAUGGAGAGGAUGAGAGAACAUGUGUUCACUGAGAAUGACAAGAACAGGGAUGGCUUGAUCGACUUCAACGAGUUUAUGAUGGAGACCCAGCGCGCGGAGUUCAACCAAGAUGAAGGCUGGAAACCCAUAGAUGAGAACCAAAUCUACACACAGGCUGAAUACGAAGCUUACGAACGCAGGAGGUUAGAAGAGCUGCGUUACUUGCAACAACGCGGCUUGGUGGACGCCCACGGUCGUCCAGUCCCCGGCGCCCAACAUCAAAUACAACAAGCUUACCAGCAACAGCAGGCCUACCAGCAACAAUUCCACUCACCGCCUCAGGGGUACCAACCGCAUCCCGGGCAAGUAGCUCAGCCACAGUUCCAGGGACAACCGCAGUAUCAAGGUCAACCGCAAGGUCAGCCACAGUAUCAAGGACAACCGCAAGGUCAGCCACAAUAUCAAGGACAACCGCAAGGUCAGCCACAGUAUCAAGGACAACCGCAAGGUCAGCCACAGUAUCAAGGACAACCGCAAGGUCAGCCACAGUAUCAAGGUCAACCACAAUACCAAGGGCAACCACAAUAUCAAGGACAGCCGCAGUACCAGGGACAACCUCAAGGUCAACCACAAGGGCAGCAACAGCCGCAGGGUCAACCACAAUCUCAACCGAUACAGAACCAGCAACCAAACGCUAACGUGAUCCCAGCACAGCCCCCGGUGCAAAACCAGGCCGCACAAUCGCAACCGCAAGCUCAAGCGCAGGCACAACAGGCGCAACCACCAGUGGUUGCGAACGCGCAGGAGCAAUCUCGAGCGCAACCGGUUCAGAAUCCGCCGGCGCCCAAACAGGACCAGCCACGUUAACAUUUCACUUCUAUACUACACAAGACUAAUUAUUAUAUAAAAGUAUAUUAUAUAAAGGGUGAUAUCUCAGUUAUACAGUGAACGCAAAUCAAGUAGUCCAAACUGAAAUUGAAACAUAGCGGUCUGCGCAGCUCAUAAACGAAGGAUACAAUAAGCUUACCCAAGGAAGAUGUGAAGGAUUAAAUCAAAAAAAAAAUUAAAACUCGACCAAAUUGUCAACAAAAACACACGCAAAUGACAUCUAAGACAAAUCUCAUCAUACAUCACCAUUAGAAAAA
Molecule: messenger RNA, 2251 nt
Organism: Maniola jurtina (meadow brown)
Lineage: Eukaryota; Metazoa; Arthropoda; Insecta; Lepidoptera; Nymphalidae
Gene: NUCB1
Product: nucleobindin-2
Exons: 10
Coding region: 291-1973 (560 amino acids)
Cellular component (GO): extracellular exosome; endoplasmic reticulum-Golgi intermediate compartment
Molecular function (GO): calcium ion binding
Source: RefSeq, a predicted model, not a curated record